CGCCGCGCGGAAGUGGGUGGAGCUAAGAGGGAAAACAAGCGCUCUUUUCCGGGGUAGGGGCACGGUUGAAGCAUCCACGAAGGAGCUAGGAGUCGUUUGUGAGGAAACAUGUCCCGCCCGUGAAGCCAGAGACGGAGAAAUACCCCGUCCGUGGCCACGAGACAAGCAGCCCAGCGCCAAUGCCGCAGAGGGUCAAGGCAGUUGACAGCUAAGAAUAGAUGGGGCAUGUGUCCACGAGGAGGUAACUCCUCCCACACCUCCUAAGGUGCACCCCUGCCAGCAGGACACCCACUUCUGUGAGCAAACUCCGGGUCUUUUUCAAGGAUGACGCGGCACGGCAAGAACUGCACGGCGGGGGCUGUCUACACCUACCACGAGAAGAAGAAGGACACAGCGGCCUCAGGCUAUGGGACCCAGAACAUUCGACUGAGCCGGGAUGCCGUCAAGGACUUCGACUGCUGCUGCCUCUCUCUGCAGCCCUGCCAUGACCCCGUCGUCACCCCCGACGGCUACCUGUAUGAGCGCGAGGCGAUCCUGGAGUACAUUUUGCACCAGAAGAAGGAGAUCGCCCGGCAGCUGAAGGCCUACGAGAAGCAGCGGGGCGCCCGGCGGGAGGAGCGGAAGGAGCUGCAGCGGGCAGCGGCGCAGGACCAGGUGCGGGGCUUCCUGGAGAAGGAGGCGGCCAUCGUGAGCCGGCCCCUCAACCCCUUCACGCCCAAGGCUGCCUCGGGAACCGGCCCAGAUGAUGCCCAAGCGGGUCCCAGCGCCGCUGGCCCCGCGGGCAAGGACAAAGACAAGGACAAGGACAAGGACAAAAUGCUGCCCAGCUUCUGGAUCCCGUCGCUGACCCCCGAGGCCAAAGCCACCAAGCUGGAGAAGCCGUCGCGCACCGUGACCUGCCCCAUGUCCGGGAAGCCUCUGCGCAUGUCCGACCUGACGCCGGUGCGGUUCACGCCUCUGGACAGCUCCGUGGACCGCGUGGGGCUCAUCACGCGCAGUGAGCGCUACGUGUGCGCCGUGACCCGGGACAGUCUGAGCAAUGCCACGCCGUGCGCCGUGCUGCGGCCCUCGGGGGCCGUGGUCACCCUGGAGUGUGUGGAGAAGCUGAUCCGGAAGGACAUGGUGGACCCUGUGAACGGGGAGAAGCUCACAGACCGCGACAUCAUCGUGCUGCAGCGGGGCGGCACGGGCUUCGCGGGCUCCGGAGUGAAGCUGCAGGCAGAGAAGUCGCGGCCCGUGAUGCAGGCCUGAGCGCGGGAAACCAAAUAAAGGACUUGGAAGCGA
Messenger RNA from Myotis daubentonii (Daubenton's bat), 1284 nucleotides. It is a transcript of the gene NOSIP, whose product is annotated as nitric oxide synthase interacting protein. Gene Ontology annotation, molecular function: ubiquitin protein ligase activity. Lineage: Eukaryota; Metazoa; Chordata; Mammalia; Chiroptera; Vespertilionidae. The record is from RefSeq and is a predicted model, not a curated record. Gene Ontology annotation, cellular component: nucleus.